AUGUCGGCUUCUAAGGUUAAGACGGGUCAGCUCUGGAACAAGAGCAAGGAGGACUUAUUGAAGACUCUCGGAGAGCUCAAGACCGAGCUCGGCCAGCUCCGCAUUCAGCAGGUCGUUUCAAGCGGUAGCAAGCUCAACAAGAUUCACGAUCUACGAAAGUCUAUCGCCCGUGUCCUCACAGUCGUGAACCUUAAGCAACGAUCACAGCUACGUUUGUUCUACAAGAACAAGAAGUACCUCCCUCUGGACCUCCGACCUAAGCAGACCCGCGCCAUCCGCCGCCGACUGUCGCCUGAAGAGAAGUCCAAGACCCUCGAGAAGACACGCAAGCGAGCCUCGCAUUUCCCCCAGCGAAAGUACGCUGUCAAGGUACGCUGA
Daldinia childiae is the source of this 378-nucleotide messenger RNA. RefSeq names its product 60S ribosomal protein L35. Gene Ontology annotation, molecular function: structural constituent of ribosome; mRNA binding. Lineage: Eukaryota; Fungi; Ascomycota; Sordariomycetes; Xylariales; Hypoxylaceae. Bases 1 to 378 code for a protein of 125 amino acids. The transcript has 3 exons. The record is from RefSeq and is a predicted model, not a curated record. Gene Ontology annotation, cellular component: ribosome; cytosolic large ribosomal subunit. Gene Ontology annotation, biological process: translation; maturation of LSU-rRNA from tricistronic rRNA transcript (SSU-rRNA, 5.8S rRNA, LSU-rRNA).